UAUGAUGUUUCCUUCUUUAAUCCGUGUACAAAAUGCCCUAUCGAUCAGCCUCUAUGACUAAGGUAUCUGGUUUACUACAAGUAUGAUUAUAAUUAUUUUUACUUUUAUUUCCCUUGUUUCUCUAUGUAUCAUGUUUCUCUUUUUUUUUAUAUAUAUAUUCGUGCUUGCCAACCACAACAGCCAUAUUUUUCCCCCUUACAGCACCAUCUUUCGUUUACCCGCUUUAUACAUUGUAUUUUCCAUACACACUUAUUUUUGACCGCCACAUUCAUAUAAAAAAUAUCUAUGCUCG
Messenger RNA from Radiomyces spectabilis, 292 nucleotides. RefSeq lists its product as uncharacterized. Bases 83 to 259 code for a protein of 58 amino acids. Lineage: Eukaryota; Fungi; Mucoromycota; Mucoromycetes; Mucorales; Radiomycetaceae. The transcript is spliced from 2 exons. The record is from RefSeq and is a predicted model, not a curated record.